CAAAGAGAAUUUCGACCUCGAAAAUAAAAGGAACCUGGGAAACUUUGUCCCGUCCCGCAACACCACAGACUACCGUAUCAACACCCUUGUCGAUCCCGCGGCAAGAGGCAUCCAUUCUGAACCACCGCCCUCCAUAUCACACGUCUCCGUCCAAUUUUUCACCGGCCGACAGAGAUACCAACCAUGGCGGAAUAUACGGCGGGCACGUCGCCCCUCGUCGACUUGAUCAAUUCGCUGCCCGAUUCCGACGCCGCAUGGGGGCCCACCAUCACCACCGAGACCACCCUCAAUGGCGUCCCCUACGCCCCCUUCUCCAAGAGCGACAAGCUAGGCCGCAUGGCCGACUGGACCGACGCCAAGGAUGGCAGGGACGGCCGUGGCAGGCAACAAUACAACAGGAAUUACCGUGACCAGCAAGUCUACGGUGCCGGCUCUGCCUCUCUCUUUGCGCCCCCCGUGGCCGAGGACGAGGCCUCUUUCUCCGUCGUCUCGAACGUUCGCGACACCGGCAAGACCCGCUUCGGGCGGGGCGCCAUCUUCACCCGCGGUCGGGGCCAGCGCGGCCGCGGCGGCCAGGACACCAGGGGCGGUGGUCGCCAGCAGUUCCAGCGCGGCGGGCGCGGCGGCCAGCAAUACGGCGGCGGCGGCUAUAGCGACCGUGGCGGGCGGGGUGGCGGCGCUCGCGGGCGUCGCUUUGGCUGGAAGGAUUACGAUAAGCCGCAGCGCAACCGCGACGCCUCGGUCAAUAUCAGGGCCGACUGGAAGCUCAUUGAGGAGAUCGACUACAACCGCCUCAGCAAGCUCAACCUGGACACCGACGAGGGUGAGGAUGUUGAUAGCUACGGCUUCCUAUACUACUACGACCGGUCGUACGACAAGCCGCCCGUCAAGAGCGCCGAGCGCAAGCUGGCUGUUAUGGACCGCGCCGUGUACAACGUGACGACCUCGUCGGAUCCCAUCAUCCAGGAGCUCGCCGAGAAGGACGAGGCCACCAUCUUCGCCACCGACAGCAUCCUGUCCAUGCUCAUGUGCGCCCCGCGGUCCAUGUACCCCUGGGACAUCGUCAUCGUCCGUCAGGGCAACAAGGUGUUCCUCGACAAGCGCGACAACGCCGCGCUCGACAUGGUCACCGUCAACGAGAACGCUGCUGACGCGCCUCUCGAGGCGUCCGAGGGCUCUAAGGAUGUCAUCAACCAGCCUGGCGCGCUCGCCGAGGAGGCUACUUACAUCAACCACAACUUCGUCAACCAGGUUGUGCUCGAGAGCUCGAACCAAAAGGUCGACAUGGCGAACGAGAACCCCUUCUACAGCGCCUCCGAGGAGACGGAGCCGCCCGCUUCCAAGGCCUACAAGUACAGGCGGUUCGACCUUUCUACCAGCGAGGAGAGCCCCACGUACCUGGUUGUCCGCACGGAGCUGGACGCCGUCCAGAAGAACCCGACCAGCGGCGAGGACCAGUUCGUCACGGUCCACGCGCUCAACGAGUUCGACAGCAAGGCCCAGGGCAGCGGAGGCGCGCUCGACUGGCGCACCAAGCUGGUGUCGCAACGCGGUGCCGUUGUUGCCACCGAGAUGAAGAACAACAGCUGCAAGCUGGCGCGCUGGACCGUGCAGAGUAUCCUGGCCAAGGCCGAUGUCAUGAAGCUUGGCUUCGUCUCCCGUGUGACGCCCAAGGUGAACGACAAGCACGUGAUUCUCGGCUGCAUCGGCUGGAAGCCCAAGGACUUUGCGAACCAGAUGAACCUGCAGCUGUCCAACGGCUGGGGUAUCGUGCGCACCAUCGCCGACAUGUGCCUGCAGCGCGAGGAGGGCAAGUACGUGCUCGUCAAGGACCCCAACAAGAACAUCCUGCGCCUGUACGAGGUCCCCACCGACGGGAUGGAUGAUGACGACGAGGGGCCGGAGCCCGAGAAAAUGGCGCCGUCCGCGAAAUCAAAGCUCUCCCAAACCCGACUAAAAACUCCACAAAAGCCUGCUUCUUCAAGAAGCACAGGGCCGUUGUCAUUACCUUCUGCGACAAAGGCGGCGAAGUUGAAAGCGAAAUCGAAGCCCAAUCAGAGUAUUCUGAGCUUCUUUAAGAAGGCGCCGGCGCAGGAAGAGGGGCUUUUUAUCGGUGGAGGAGAGGAGGGGGUAGUAGAGGAGAGGGUGCAAAAGGAGGUGCAGGAGACGGAGGAAGUAAAAGAGGAGGAAAAUGGGGGUGAUGAUCUAUACGAGGCGAACCCGUCUCAUGCGGAUUGCGAAGUGGACGGUAAGGGGGACGACGAUGUGAGGUACAAUGAGGUCAAGGCGCCUGUCAAGAGGCGGCGGUUGAGUCCUGCCUCGGAGGGAGGGUCCCGAACGGAAUCGCCAGCAUACGUCAAGGGAACGCGCCCAAUAGCGAACUCGAAAUCGGGCCCGACGGUCGCGCCGAAAAGGAAGGCGGGCAAUCCGUUCCUGGACGAUUCUUCCGACGAAGCGGACGGUGACGACGACGACAAGGAGAACGAGCCGGUUUCGGCGAUACCAAGGGUGAGAUCGCCACAGCCUGUGUUUGAUGAUUCCAAUGGGGGAGACCGAGACACUGGACCGGCGAAGCUUACCAACGAGACGACCAUUUCCAGGAUGCCACCACUUUUGAGGCAGCAGACCUCGGGCGCGGAUCUAGGGGAUGACGAUGACCAGGCCGGCGAAGCGGAGAAUGGCGAUCCAGAUCACGGCGAUGCCGACCCAUUCGCGGACGAGGAGUUCACCGGCGAAGAACUUCGGGCGAUGCGAUACAUGGAAGAGCAGGCACGGCUAGAAGCGGAGGAGGGAGGUGAAGAAUACGAAGUGAACGAUUUCACUGACGACGGGACGAUGACGGAGUCCUGUCCAGUCUGCAACGGCAGUCUCGCGGGCGCGACGCCAGAUCAGGCGACUGCGCAUGUCAAUUCCUGUCUGGACGGUAACCCAACCCCCUUGCCGAAGCCGACCGGGGAAAUUGUCGAGACGGAGGGUGCGACCGUGGGUAAGCGGUUUGCUAAAGCUGCUGUUGCGCGGCCGGGGCAAGCGAAUCCUAUUAGCCUGGGGGCCGAGACUAGGGAGAUGCCGUCAAACUCGGCGUUUACGAAGCUCAUGUCCAGUCACGCCGAGGAUGCUGCUUGGUCGACGGCUGCCGCGGCGGAGACUGCUGCUAGGGGAAUGCCCGCGUACAAGCGGACUUGCCCGUUUUACAAGAUCAUGCCUGGCUUUUCUAUCUGCGUGGAUGCUUUUCGUUAUGGCGCCGUGGAAGGCUGCCAAGCGUAUUUCCUGAGCCACUUCCACAGCGAUCAUUACAUUGGCUUAACCGCCAACUGGACGCAUGGCCCGAUCUACUGCAGCAAAGUCACCGGGUCGCUUGUCAAGUCGCAGCUCAAGACGGCGGCCAAGUACGUCGUUGAAUUAGAGUUUGAGGAGACAGUGCCGGUCCCGGACACCAACGGAGUCACGGUCACCAUGAUUCCGGCAAACCACUGCCCUGGGAGUUCACUCUUCCUCUUCGAGAAAACAACUGGUGGAAGAACGCAACGAGUCCUCCAUUGUGGAGAUUUCCGGGCAUGCCCUGCACAUAUCGAACACCCGAAGCUGCGGCCCGAGACGGUUGAUGCCAUAUCCGGUCGGACAAAGCAGCAGAAGAUAGACGUGUGCUAUCUCGACACCACAUACCUUAACCCGCGCUACUCCUUCCCCCCGCAAAACGACGUGAUAAACGCCUGCGCCGAGCUCUGCUCCCUCCUCAACAAAAGCCUCCUCGCCAACGACGACCGCGAGUGGGAAACCCUCCUGCGUCGGCAACGAGGCGGCGCCUCUGCCAACAAUAAAGAUGUCAGCAAGUUCUUCACUGCCACCUCCUCCACAUCCACCAAGCCUUCCCCUCCCCCACCAAACAACGCCUUUGCGGCCCUCAACGGCCGCCGCCACAACCCCAACCGCCUCCUUGUAGUCUGCGGCACCUACAGCAUCGGCAAAGAACGCAUCUGCGUCGCCAUCGCGCAGGCCCUUCAAACAAAGAUCUUCGCCACGCCCGCCAAGAUCCGCAUGUGCAAGCAGCUCGACGACCCAGAGCUCACCUCGCUCCUCACCUCCAACCCAACCGAAGCCCAAGUCCACAUGCAGAUGCUCAUGGAGCUCCGCGCCGAGACGCUAGCCGAGUAUCUCGAGGGCUACAAAGCGCGCGGCGAGUUCGGCCGCAUCAUCGGCUUCCGCCCAUCCGGCUGGAACUACCGACCCCCACCCCCCUCCUCCACCACCAGCAGCAGCACCACCACCACCACCACCAGCAUAAACGCCAACCUCCCCCCGGGCUCCCUGCCCACCGCGCAACUCCUGCACGGGCCCGGUUGGCGGACCCGCUUCGCGGCGCGCGACCUGGUCCCGCAGCGCGGCGGCACCGCCGAGGCGCUGUGCUUCGGCGCGCCCUACAGCGAGCACAGCAGCUUCCGCGAGCUGGCGCUGUUCGUCAUGGCCCUGCGCGUCGAGCGCGUCGUGCCGACGGUCAAUGUCGGGAGCGAGGCGAGUCGGAGGCGCAUGAGGGGGUGGAUUGAAAGGUGGGUGGGGGAGAGGCGGAGGGGGGGGUUGGUUAGGGUUUUGGAUGGGGGGGAGGGGGGUGAGGGUGGGAAGGGAGGUGAGGGUGGGAAGGGGGCGUUGUGGGAGGGGAAGGAUGGGCGCGGUGGGGGGGCUUAUUGGUAG
Messenger RNA from Chaetomium fimeti, 4686 nucleotides. Its product is annotated as eukaryotic translation initiation factor 3-like protein. The record is from RefSeq and is a predicted model, not a curated record. Gene Ontology annotation, biological process: translational initiation. Bases 184 to 4686 code for a protein of 1500 amino acids. Gene Ontology annotation, molecular function: translation initiation factor activity. Lineage: Eukaryota; Fungi; Ascomycota; Sordariomycetes; Sordariales; Chaetomiaceae. Gene Ontology annotation, cellular component: eukaryotic translation initiation factor 3 complex; cytoplasm. The transcript has 4 exons.